Molecule: messenger RNA, 1707 nt
Organism: Python bivittatus (Burmese python)
Lineage: Eukaryota; Metazoa; Chordata; Lepidosauria; Squamata; Pythonidae
Source: RefSeq, a predicted model, not a curated record
CUCUGAAAUCUGCCCAUGUGCAGCAAACCCUGUUCCCAGGUCUGUCCUUCACACGUUAGGAAGCUGGCGGCCAAGCCUCACAUGGCAACCACUAAGGGGGACCAGGAUCUGGUGCAACUCCUCCUGCAACGCUGGAGUGACCCGGAAUCCGGUCUAGACAAGGCCACGGAGAUCCAGUAUGACGUCUUUCUGUCCUUUCCAGACCCAGAGAGACCCAACAGGGUGACUGUGGUGCUGGAAAACAACACUCAGGCCUUUGAGUCCAGAGAAACUGAGGAGAAGCUCACCCCAGAUCAAGAAAAUCCAGAUAUAGUGAGGCCCUAUGCAGCUUAUGGACCCCCAGGGACCCCCAAGGGAAAACUGGUCUACGCUAACCACGGCAAAAUGAGUGAUUAUGAAUUCCUUCUUAAUCAAAAGAUUGAGCUCAACGGCACAAUUGCCAUCACUCGUUACGGAGGAGCCGGCAGAGCUGCCAAGGCAAUCAAUGGGGCCAAAUUUGGUGUCAUCGGAGUGGUGGUGUACACAGAUCCUAAAGACAUAAACGAUGGCAAAUCUUCACCGAAGGAGACCUAUCCCCACUCGUGGUACAUGCCCCGCUCUGCCGUAGAGAGGGGCUCCUAUAACAGCCACUUUGGAGAUCUUCUGACGCCAUAUUAUCCUGCCAAGAAUUUCACCUACAGGAUUCCAGAGGAUCAGAUCGUCGGGAUUCCCCCAAUCCCCACCCAACCCAUCGGCUUUGAGGAUGCCAAGUUGCUAAUCUGUAACCUAGGUGGACCAAAAGCAGAGGCUGCGUGGCAAGGAUCCUUGGGCUGUGAUUAUCACCUUGGACCCGGAUUCCAAGAAAACGCGCUUUUUCCUAACACCAGCAACGUCCAGGUGAAUGUCUAUAACCAGAGACAGAUCAAACCAUCUUCCAACGUUCUGGGGGUGAUACGAGGAAGCGUGGAACCAGACCGAUACGUCCUCUAUGGGAACCACCGGGACAGCUGGGUGCACGGAGCUAUCGACCCCAGCAGUGGGACAGCUGUCAUGCUUGAAAUCACUCGUAUUUUGGGAAAGUUGGUGAAGAAAGGAAAAUGGCGCCCAAGAAGAACCAUUAUUUUUGGCAGCUGGGGUGCUGAAGAGUUUGGUCUCAUUGGUUCUACAGAGCAUACAGAGGAAUUCUACAGCAAAUUGCAAGAGAGGAGCGUGGCCUACAUCAACGUGGAUAUUGCUGUCUUUGCUAAUGCUACCCUGAGGGUCCAAGGAACGCCACCAGCUCAAAGUGUAAUUUUUGCAGCCGCUCAGCAGGUCAAGACCCCAGCAAAUGCUUCUGUAUCAGUCUAUGAAAACUGGAAACACCAUUUCAACAGAAAUAGCUCAGUCUAUGGAACAAUCCCCAGUUUAGGGUCUCUGGGGGCUGGAAGUGACUUUGCUCCUUUUAUCCACUUCCUGGGCAUCACAGCGAUGGACAUUGCUUACACCUAUGAUCGGAAGAAAACGUCAGCACGCAUCUACCCUGCCUACCAUACAGCCUUUGACACCUUUGACUAUGCAGAGCAAUUUAUCGAUCCAGGUAAUGGCCGCCAGUUGCCGAACCCUCUCGGGUGCUUCUCUGCUUCUUGGGGAGAGAAACUUCCUAAUAUCCUUGCAUUUUGCAACACAGCAGCAGUUCUCAAAUCCCUGCAUUUGGCAUCGUAUGGCCGGUUUUGAGGUUUAUAUACGGAG